This is a messenger RNA of Erinaceus europaeus (western European hedgehog), 1411 nucleotides long. RefSeq names its product leukotriene A4 hydrolase (gene LTA4H). Gene Ontology annotation, biological process: peptide catabolic process; proteolysis; leukotriene biosynthetic process. The transcript is spliced from 13 exons. Bases 55 to 1374 code for a protein of 439 amino acids. Gene Ontology annotation, cellular component: cytosol; nucleus. Lineage: Eukaryota; Metazoa; Chordata; Mammalia; Eulipotyphla; Erinaceidae. The record is from RefSeq and is a predicted model, not a curated record. Gene Ontology annotation, molecular function: aminopeptidase activity; epoxide hydrolase activity; metallopeptidase activity.
CGUCCGGCUGCGGAGUUUGGCGCGCGGCUCGUGUGAGCGGGAGUCCCCGGAGCCAUGCCCGAGGCCGCGGACAGCUGCUCCCUGGCCACUCCGGCGUCGCUCUGCCAGACCCGGCACCUGCAUCUGCGCUGCAGCGUCGACUUCCGCCGCCGGGCGCUGACCGGGACGGCGGCGCUCCGGGUCCAGUCGCAGGAGGACCAUCUGCGCAGCCUGACUUUGGAUACAAAGGACCUUACGAUAGAAAAAGUGAUCAUCAAUGGACAAGAAGUCAAAUUUGCUCUUGGGGAGAGUCAAGGUUACAAAGGAUCACCAAUGGAAAUUUCUCUUCCCAUGGCUCUGUGCAAAAACCAAGAAGUCGUUAUAGAAAUUUCAUUUGAAACGUCUCCAAAUUCUUCUGCUCUUCAGUGGCUCACCCCUGAACAAACUUCUGGGAAGAAACACCCAUAUCUCUUCAGUCAGUGCCAGGCCAUUCACUGCAGAGCGAUUCUUCCUUGCCAGGACUCACCUUCUGUGAAAUUAACUUACAGUGCAGAGGUGUCUGUCCCUAAAGAACUAGUGGCACUUAUGAGCGCCAUUCGUGAUGGAGAAGGACCUGACCCAGAAGACCCGAGCAGGAAAAUAUACAGAUUCAACCAGAAAGUUCCAAUACCCUGCUACCUGAUUGCUUUAGUUGUUGGAGCUCUAGAAAGCAGACAAAUUGGCCCGAGAACACUGGUAUGGUCUGAGAAAGAGCAGGUGGAAAAAUCCGCUUACGAAUUUUCCGAGACUGAGUCUAUGCUGAAGAUCGCGGAGGACCUGGGAGGGCCGUAUGUGUGGGGGCAGUACGACCUGCUGGUCCUGCCGCCAUCCUUCCCGUACGGCGGCAUGGAGAAUCCUUGCCUCACCUUCGUCACGCCGACUCUGCUGGCAGGUGACAAGUCUCUCUCCAAUGUGAUUGCACAUGAAAUAUCUCACAGCUGGACGGGAAACCUGGUGACCAACAAAACUUGGGAUCAUUUUUGGUUAAAUGAAGGACAUACUGUGUACUUGGAACGCCACAUUUGUGGACGAUUGUUUGGUGAAAAGUUUAGACAUUUCCAUGCUCUGGGAGGAUGGGGAGAACUGCAGAAUUCGAUCAAGACCUUUGGGGAGACACAUCCUUUCACCAGACUUGUGGUGGACCUGACAGGUGUAGACCCUGAUGUAGCAUAUUCUUCAGUGCCCUAUGAGAAGGGCUUUGCUUUACUCUUCUACCUCGAGCAACUGCUGGGAGGCCCAGAGGUUUUCCUUGGAUUCUUAAAGGCUUAUGUGGAGAAAUUUUCCUAUAAGAGCAUAACCACUGAUGACUGGAAGGAUUUCCUGUAUUACCACUUCAAAGAUAAGGUUGACUUUUAAAAAGCUUUCUUAUUUUCCAUGCCCAGUGUAUCUUUCU